GCCCGACUGUCUUAAAGAGCCUCUUUCCCCUCAAUUGCUAUACCACCUCUGGGAAGCCCAUUCUGGUUGUGGGGAGUAUUGAACUCAUACCGCGCACACCUUAAGCAUUGAUUGUUCGUGAACAACAACAUGGAUGCGUCGUUCGUACAUGUUCUCGCCGAAUGGAAUCCGGCUUUGGGGCCGCCCAGCCUGCUUCGAGAGCCACAAACCGACUGGUUUGACCUCAAGCCCAGUCGCCGUAGGACACCAUCCAUAUGCUUCGACGUUCUCGUCAUGCUCUUUGACCUGCUCCACACGCGCCCGGACGUCUUCGCCCUUAUGUGCACUUGCAAGACCCUAUACGCCGCGGGGGCACGCCGCCUGCUCCAGUUUGAAGUGCUCAUCAAGAGCGAUCGCGCGCUGGUGUCUUUCGGGCACUUCAUGCUCGACGGAAUCUUGGGCCGCGCACCCCUCCAAAGCUUGCGGAGACUCGAACUUGAGAUCUGCCUGCUCCUCCGGAAGGACGAUCCAGACGAGAGCUCCAGCGAGUCGGAGUCGUCGCUCCUGGACGCGCAGCCAGACCUCGAGUAUGAAGCGGAUGCGCAGCUGUAUGAGGAGUAUCUCAAAGAGCGACUCCAAGGGAUGCCAUUCCUCGUCGAAAUCUUGCGCGGCGCCCCGCUGCUCAAGGUCCUGUCGAUUUUCGAGGCCGAAGAGCUCCUGGAGCGGGGCGAGGGCAUGGAGCUGGCCAGCGCCAUCGCCGGACUCCAGACGCUCCGUAGCCUGCGCAUACACUCCUUCGGCCUCCGCAGCCUCGCGCUGCUCCAGCGGAUCCGUGCGCCGCUCGUGGAGGUCGACAUCGACUACUGGUUUCCGUGCAGCCACUACUUCCGUCCAGACACCAUCGAGCUGCUGGCCCCGUUCUGCGACACGCUCGCGGUGGUCACCCUCUGGUGGACCGAGUUCGCCGCAGAGCCCGUCAAGCGGGAUUUGCGAACGACCCCGCAGUUCCCCCGGGUCCGCUCGCUGGUCGUGCGGGGGUUCCACGCGGGAUGCGACAUCGCGCUCCUCAUGCACCUCUUCCCCAACCUCGAACACCUCGAGAUGACGGAUCUGGAGGACUGGCCGGCGAUGGACCUGCAGGAGGUGCACGACACGAACAUGGACGUCCCCGCGGAGCACGUCUGGAAUCUGCUGCAGCACGUCUGCGGAGACCUCACCGCCCUGCACGUGCUCGGACUCAACAAGCACGUGGAGCGGGUCGACGUUGCGGACGUGCACCUGCUGCUCUGGGCUGCGUACCACCUCGACGAAGUGCUCGACGGGCUCCGGCCCUCCAAGCUGCUCAUGCGCGUCGGGUACAGCCUCGGCCCGUACGAAGACGUGGAGCACGAUGCCGAGCAGUUCUCGGAGCUCUUUUACUGGGAAGAUCACGUGAAGGAGGGCUUGACACACCUCGCUCUGGACGUUAGGGAUCGCUUUGCGCGGGAGCUCGGGGUCGACUUUGUGACGAUCAUCCUGGGGUUGCUACAAUCAUUGCCCGCGCUGGAGUUCUUCAUCCUCCGCGUGCGGCCCAACGCGCUCGCAGGCAGCCCAGAAGAAGACAAGCGGGCAGAGGCGCAGCAGGAACAGGGCAACGGCUCGGCGCUUGUGCAGGACUGGGACGCGUGUUUGCGCGAAUUCGCAGCCUCGUGCGGCCCGCUGGAGUUCAUCGCACUCGAUGUUGUGGGAAGGGAUCCGAGAUACGCGCGGGCGGUGGAAAACGAGGAGGGAUUCACUUUGGAGUAUCUCGACCCGGAGGAGGGGGCCGCGAUCAUUGAGGAGGAGGAUAUGCAGUGGUGUCGCCGCGUGCCUUUCCCCCAUCCAGCGCGACCUCGCUGGGGUCUUCAGGCUGGCGAAUGA
Dichomitus squalens LYAD-421 SS1 is the source of this 1878-nucleotide messenger RNA. RefSeq lists its product as uncharacterized. The record is from RefSeq and is a predicted model, not a curated record. Bases 130 to 1878 code for a protein of 582 amino acids. The transcript has 3 exons. Lineage: Eukaryota; Fungi; Basidiomycota; Agaricomycetes; Polyporales; Polyporaceae.